AUGGAGGGGCACGGUGUCAAGUUAGACACCCUUAAGGAGUGUCUCAUGUUCCUGGAGUGGUUGCAUAGUGACAAACAGGGUAUCAUUAUGAAAGGUUUGAUCGCCAGUCGCCUUGCUAGGCUCCUCGAGAAGAGGUAUAAGAAUGUUAGUCAACCUCCAAUUGAAUCCGCGCUGUCCCAAUUCCUCACUAACGUGAACAAAUUUCACACUACAUUAUGCAAAUCUGCAAAGCAGAGCACAAAUAAUCCAAAUACAACUAAAAAUGUCCUCAACACUCUGCUUGACUGCAUUCCCAAGUUCUUAGCAGUGAUGUACUUUUUGAGGUAUCAGGUGGACGAUAAGUUCAGUGCGCUGGGUGGAGGGAAGUGGAAGGACCAGAUGGUUGUUUAUAGCCAAUAUGCGGCCACUGAGAUACAGAAAUAUCUCACUGCUUCAUCAGGUUCUAAAGAUUAUGGCGUAAUUCCCGGAGGAUUCAGUUACAACGAGUUGAAACGUCUCUACCGCCAGGGUUCUUUUAUGGCCAAUGACCUUGAACAAAUUUGUCAAAAACAUUUUAGCCAACAUAAUUAUUUCUUCGACGUUUUCUCCACCUCAGUGUUGCGCUCAACAUCCGGCACAGAUAUUCCGAAUACAGCCAACGCCCUGGCGUUGGUGAGAACGUUUUGCGAGAUAGUGGCUGCAGAGGACAAGGAAGGUACUGGCGGCGGACAGAUAAAAAGUAAAUUGGAUGAGAGUUUAAAUGGUGAUACUGUUAAAAAAUGUAUUUGUUGGAGUGACUUAAAAAGUCAUUGUCAAACGCUUCAAUCACAAUUUGGCACAAUGUAUAAGACGAAUGUCUUCUCUUUUACAGGCUUUAAAAGGGACCGUGAUAGGCUUAGCGAAAAAGAGUUCGCUAAAGAAACUGCAAAAUGGUUGAGAGAGAAUUUGGCGACGGUGAAGGCUAAUUUGGAGAAGAUUAAAACAGAUAACACGAUGAAAAAUACUACAGACUAUUUCAACAAAUAUCUCUUCCCAUAUGGUUUCACAUUUGACAAAUAUAACUUCGAAAGACAGAAGGCUCAGCAAAAUGUUUUGCAAGAGAAUUGGGCCAAUGUAAUUAAUGUGCUUCGUCAGAAGGGUGACGGAUUGGAAAGGCUUAAAACAAUUUUGGAUGGUGAAGUGUGUCCACCGGAGCCUCCUCCAGAACCUGAGGUCUCCGAAUCUCCCAGGGAAGUUGUGCCGGAGAAGAAAGUUCCCAAGGUGUCACCAAAAGCUGAUGGGACUCCCAACCAAGGCAAGAAAGUGGAGGGAGCAGAGAACCAGGGCAAGAAAAGUGGGGGAGCACAGAACCAAGGCAAGAAAUCUGAGGGAGCACAGAACCAGGGUAAGAAAAGUGAGGGAGCACAGAACCAGGGGAAGAAAGCUGAGGGGAAUCAAAAUCAAAGUGGAACUAGUCUUGGAGUUCUGCCAACUGUGAAGUCUGUUGUUCACACUCAGUCAUCCGGUGAUCCAGGAGCUACAGGCCAGCCGGAGGCUGCCGGAGAGAAAGGGCCGCCGGGGCCUCCUGGUGGUCAAAGUCCGCAAGGGCCCAAAGGUGAUCGAGGGCAGCAAGGGCCUCCUGGUCCACUGACGCCGGAUCAAGGUCAAUCAGUACAACCUCAACCUCCGCCAAUUCCUCCCACUCCCCCGAGUACUCCUACUCUCCCUGCAUCCCCUGGUCCCCCUGGCUCCCCUGGUCAGCCAGGUGUCGGGGGUCAGGGUUCACCGGGCGGUGUUGUUCCAACUAUACAGCCUACUCCCCCUCGAGCCCCUGUGCUUGCUCAGUCUCCGAGUGUUUCAGGGUCAAGCUCUGGGUCAGCUAGUGGCCAGGGGAGUGGGUCACAAGGUGGUCAAGAUGUUGGUCAAACACAGAUUCCGCCUAAUAAUGUUAAAAGGUGCGAUGGUGUAUCCAUGUCUAUGAAUGGAAAGUCGGUGUGUUAUACACAGCCUACGAUUCAUAAGCCAAAUAAGUCGUCCGAAUAUUACCUUCCGUCCGAUGUUGAGGAGGAAAUUAAAAAGGCGGAAGAAGCGUAUCGGCAACAUCAAGAUGAGCAACGCAAACAGCAGGAGGCCUAUGAUCAAUAUUAUCGCAAAUUACACCGGGAAAUUGGAAUUGACACAAAACCCCUUAACCAGCAUCGUAGCAGGCCUCCAUACGCCUAUAUUGACAAACUGCGAAGUAGAAUGGUGAGUGACUUACAAGGCGAAUCUGCAAUUCAUGGCAUUCCGAUACAUGAUCUGCCGCACAAAAAAGAUAAACUAGUGCCAAUAGGAUCUAAUAGUUUCGAUGGGAGGCCCACUAUAGACCCCGACGUUCAUGCGCUUAUGCAGUAUAAACCAACGACCGAUAUUGAUAUUGUGACCGCACCACAAAAGGAUGAUACUCUUUUGCCGUUAGACGCUUUGACUAUGGAUGCAGACGAUGUUUCUAUAACAGAGGAGAUAAUUGAUCCCAUUAAAGCAUACGAAGAGCCAGAUGAGUAUUACGUUAAGUCCUUGUCCCAGUCUGCGGCGGCGACGUCUUGCUGA
This is a messenger RNA of Babesia ovata, 2547 nucleotides long. RefSeq names its product Ribosome-binding protein 1, putative. The transcript has a single exon. The record is from RefSeq and is a predicted model, not a curated record. The coding region runs from base 1 to 2547 and encodes 848 amino acids. NCBI's taxonomy places the organism in Eukaryota, Apicomplexa, Aconoidasida, Piroplasmida, Babesiidae.